Chara braunii is the source of this 329-nucleotide messenger RNA. The record is from the annotation of a GenBank genome assembly. NCBI's taxonomy places the organism in Eukaryota, Viridiplantae, Streptophyta, Charophyceae, Charales, Characeae.
CGCUCUGGUGAUGAUGAUGAUGACGAUGAUGAUGAUGGUGAUGAUACUGAUUUUGAUGAUGAUGAUGAUGAUGGUGGUGAUGAUGAUGAUGAUGAUGAUGAUGAUGAUGAUGACGACGACGACGCACAGUGCCCUGCGAUCACCUCAAUGACGAACAGCGCCCAGCGCUCUGAUGAUGAUGGCACCCAGCGCCCUGAUGAAGGUGAUGAUGAGCCGCACCCUGCUGAUGAUGCUGAUGACGAUGAUGAUGAUGAUGAUGAGGAUGAGGAUGAUACGGCGACGUAAUGAUCACGAAAAAAUGAUGAUGGCGAUAAACGAAGACACCGGUG